UUGGGAGAUGUAGUUAGCUGCCUCCACUAACACCACCAGCCGGGACACCACCACCCGCGAGGCGAGCCAGACACUCACUCACAGUUGACAAUGCGAUGGGAAACUGCUGGACAUACUGUGUCGGGCUCUUCAGGAGAGAAGCCAACAGAAUCCAGAGAGGAGGCGGGUCAAAGUACUUCCGAAGCAGCACCACAGGGGAACAUUAUACAAUAGAGUUUGAAAAUCUGGUCGAGAGUGAUGAGGCUGAGAGUCCGCAGCCCUGCCCGAGGCCCAUCAGUGAAGAUGAGAUCAAGCACCUCAAAAAGCACCGCUACACCGCGCUCUCCGAUAAUCAGAUCCUGAUAGACCAGAAGCUCCAAGUGGAGUUAGAGGCACAAGAGGAGAAGUUGAGGCUAGAAGAGGAGGCUAGAAAUGCCACCGAGCGCGAGGCCGCCAGGUUGUCGCGUGAACGCAAAACGAAGGAGCAGAUGCCUCCCCAGAGGACACGUGGGAAAGCAGAUGGCUCCGGCGGUGAGACUCAGCAAAGAAAACAAAACCCCGGGGAGGAUUUUGACGCCUACCUCCAGAAUGUGAGAGCCCAGUCGGACGCUUUCAGGGGCAACAGACUGCCGUCCGAGACGAACGUGGUGACUCCCAACACCGAGUGCAGCUGGGACUUCACCAACAAGACCCGCUCCACCAACGAUGACGGGACCUCGCUGGAUCUGGAGUGGGAAGACGAGGAAGGAAUGAAUCGCGGACUCCCGGCCUGGGAGAGGUCCCGGACGGAGGAGGACAUUCUGCGGGCGGCCCUGAGGCCCGGCGGCAGGCCGGCAGACAGCGGCCCGCCCUCGGCCUCGGAGGACUCCACCGCGCUGGAGUGGGAGAAUGAUUUUGUGGGCAGCCACGCAGAGGACAAUGCAGACACUGAGUUCGAGGGGUUCAUCAACCCGGUCCUAGACACUCCCUCCGAGGACUCCCUCCCGGACUUUGGCCUCCGGUCGGACAACCAGGACAGAUAGUGUCCAGAACCAAAGGAGACGUUCCCGUCGUGUCCCCUUCACAUCGAAGCUCACCAGCUUAUUCUUCUUUUCGCCUCGUGGAGAGGACAUGUGCCGAGUCGUUCUUCAUAAUCCGUCAUACGAGACGGAAGCUGUGGGAACAAGUUGCAUAUCUCCACUCUUCACUACAGUGUGGUGUGGCGUUUUUAUCAACAACAAAAAAUUCUUCCAGUGCCUUCAUUUUCCAUAACAGCCGACCAUUUCUGCAUUGUGACUCCAGGGGAUCCAUAAACAGCGUGUGAGGCGUCGUCAAGCAGCACCAACCUGCAGCUUCCCUUAGCCUCGAGUCUCCCGCCUCCAGUCCAGCUCGAUUCAGUUGUUGCAUGAGACACAUAAUUCCAUAUAAAAGGAAUAAAUAUUAGACCAAAUAAUUUUGACAAAUCAGUGGGGGCUGGAUCAUUUCUUCAGUCGCUGAUGGCUUAUCAUCAUCGUCAUCGUCAUGGAUCGAUUGAUCUUCAGUCCGACUUUGUGUGUCUCAUGUCUCUGUUUGGUUUAUUAUCUCGGUGAACUACAGCAUGUGGUCAAGCAGCAGCGCCCUCAAAUCAGGCGUUGACCUCGUUGCAUGCUUCUCUGAGCAGGGAGCCCCCCCCCCCCCCCCCCCUCCAGUCACACUACCGACGUGGGACCUAUCAAAACUGUUCACAACUGCAAUGUGCAUUUUCUGAUAUUUGUGUCAAUCAACAUCAGGCCACACUCUAAGACAUUCAAUCACAUUCAAAAUGGCUGAAAAAGGUGUGCCGGGCUCUUGGAUACAUAACACACACACACACACACACACAGUGACUCCUCUCUAUCACUAAAUCGUACGACAUCUGGGUUUAAGACGGACAUUUUUCUGUCUUGCUUUUUUUUCCCACUUCGAUUUCAUGAGAAGAUCUUUUGUUGGUUUUUUUUAUACUUCAAAAACGACAGAACAGCGACAUCAUUGCCAGUUACCGUGACAUCCACCACACCACAAACGUAUAUAAUGGAUUAUUAAGGACAGCAGGUCUUUAUGCACCUCUACAUUGUUUGCAUAGAAUUAUUGGUUAUUUAAUCAAAUGUCUGCUCCACACUGGACUUUUUUCUAGGCUCCCUAGACGGCCAGCUGCUGUUCUCAUUAACUGGUUAAUGUUGAUAUUUGAUAUCCAGUGUUCCCACAGCAGCCUGGAAUAUAUGGAACGAUAUAGUAAUGGAAAAUGCAUACGCAACAAACAACAUAGGUGAAACAUAACCAGAGACAAUCUUUCUCUCCAAAAAUCCUUUUGUGUUCCAUGACUGAUUUCUGAUUGGUUGCUGUGAUUUUUGGUGAUCUGCACGUAUUUGGGAGACGAAUCAAUUCUAAGUGUAAUAAUGACUUUUUCUUUAAUCUGGCGUGAAAUCCAAAGCAUAGUUUUUAUAAUGAUUUGUGUGAGUCUGGAUGGGGAAAAAGAUGGUUAUCAAACAUAUAAUCAUGAUUCUGGUGUAAACUUUGUUUCGUCUCUGUAAUCGAUCCGAUGCUGCUCUCCCGAGGAAUCUGAUGUAGACAUAAUGUAUAUAUAUAAUAUCCAUUUGUUGACCCGUCUUGUAGCGCCUCGUCUGAAUCCAAAGUAGCGUGCACUGAAAUGAGCCACGUGCGUGAACAGGAAACUGAUCUGAGAGCUGUGUUCUGCUGCUGCUGGAGUGUGCAGACAGAAAUAAAUGUUAUGGGGCAUCACAUGCACUCCCUGUGAUCGCCAUGACGUUGAGUAGAUGUCAUGACGUUUGUAGUUCACACACCUAGAAUACGAGUCUGAGGGCCAACCAACUACAAGAGCUUCUGGCUGCAGAGGACCGUAAAGGGUUGUUCCUCGUUCUAAUGGAGGUCUGUCGAGAAGGAGGAACGAUGAAGAUGUCCUCACAUCUCACGUUUGUAUUGCACUGCGUCUCUUUUGAUUGUGUUGAAGUUGGCGCCACUGCGGUCGGCUCGUCCACCAACGCCUCUUCAUGCUGUACAGCUAAUCACUUUUCUUUUUUCUUUUUUAAAAAUUAAAGUUGAUACUCGUAACUUACUGGUGAUUUAUUUGUACGAUUCACAAAAAUCAUGUGACUUAAAUCACAAACAAACACAUAAACCAGGAAUCUUUCUAAAUCUGUUGGAUGUAUUUGUCUUAGAAGUCAAUUAAAGAAACGACAAAAUGCAGAGAAUUAACACACACACACACACACACACACACAUGCAGACAGUAAAAGAGGAGUUGAGAGGUCAGAUUAGAAUAAUUGACUGCAGAGCUUUCAUGCUGGAACUGCUCCUGUCUCUCCGGGUUGGAGGCCGGUCGCUUCAACGUGCAGCUUGAGCUGUAACUAAAUGUCCACUUUUCUUUUUUUAAUGCUGCUCUGUGUUAAAAAAAAUAAAAAUACAGCAGUGACUCGA
This is a messenger RNA of Pseudoliparis swirei, 3411 nucleotides long. It is a transcript of the gene ap1ar, whose product is annotated as adaptor related protein complex 1 associated regulatory protein. The transcript has 10 exons. Gene Ontology annotation, biological process: negative regulation of substrate adhesion-dependent cell spreading; regulation of Arp2/3 complex-mediated actin nucleation; negative regulation of cell motility. The coding region runs from base 96 to 1001 and encodes 301 amino acids. Gene Ontology annotation, molecular function: AP-1 adaptor complex binding. The record is from RefSeq and is a predicted model, not a curated record. NCBI's taxonomy places the organism in Eukaryota, Metazoa, Chordata, Actinopteri, Perciformes, Liparidae.